Zymoseptoria tritici IPO323 is the source of this 1009-nucleotide messenger RNA. RefSeq lists its product as uncharacterized. The record is from RefSeq and is a predicted model, not a curated record. Bases 1 to 678 code for a protein of 225 amino acids. Gene Ontology annotation, cellular component: plasma membrane. The transcript is spliced from 4 exons. NCBI's taxonomy places the organism in Eukaryota, Fungi, Ascomycota, Dothideomycetes, Mycosphaerellales, Mycosphaerellaceae. Gene Ontology annotation, molecular function: acetate transmembrane transporter activity.
AUGGCUGCACAAUACAACAACGACAUGGCGAAUGGCGGUGGCGACUUUGGUGCGCAUAUGGAACGGAUCCGAACUGCAGGAUCUGUCAACAUCAGCACUGAACUUUUUGAGAAACUAUAUCUCUCUCCUCAAAACGCUGUCUCAGGGGAAUUUCGUCAAACCUUCGGCAACCCAACACCAAUCGCACUGGCGGGAUUCCUGCUGUCCUUGACACCGCUAUCAAUGGCACUGCUCGAAUGGUGUGGAGCCGGUGGUCUCGGUGCGGCCAUGAAUGAGGCCUUCUUCAUGACCUUUGGCGCAUUUUCGUUUAACUUCGGCGCGACGCCCACCCCAUACUACAACGCUUCAGCAGCGUACUCGCCUGAUCCGGAAAUGCCGUGGGAAGGAGCAGUUGCACCUGAAUUCAUGGCCACCUUCGCCUUCUUCCUGAUUUCCAUGGAUCUGCUGUGCUUUGUACACCCUAUUGCUUCGAUCCUGACGAAUCUCGUCUUCUUCUUCAUUUUCUCGUUGAUCGUGCCGGCUUUCGGCUGUCUCGCCGGAUCGUUCUGGCCCGGUGCACAAGGCGAUACGGCAUUGUCUCUAGCACUGCAACAUGCCGAUACUGGGCUCGCGCUGGCUCUCUCGCUUCUCGGGUGGUACAUCCUCACCGCACUGAUACUCGCCGGAGUUAAGUCGUAACAGCAGACCCGUUGAUCGCUGGCCACAUCGCUAACAACACAUCUCUCCCGGUCGAUUUCCCAAUCGCACUUCUCGUCAGCGAUCUCCGCACCAGGAUCAAGGGUAUGUCGGCAAGGGGAAGUCGCGCAAGAGGCGAGCAGAGUCGUCAGCAUGAAGUCUGUGCCGAACGCCCGGGAGCAAGACGAUGACACCAUGUGUAUGCAGAAAGCUAUGCUCAAUCAUGGCCAUCGUGUUCGCUCGUCGGUUCACACAAAGAAGCCAUGUAGCUGUCUUCCCUCGCAAUCCAGGCAGGACUGCGUGUUGUCGUCUUGGUCACGUCAUCGUUGGGCUU